Molecule: messenger RNA, 4170 nt
Organism: Ctenopharyngodon idella (grass carp)
Lineage: Eukaryota; Metazoa; Chordata; Actinopteri; Cypriniformes; Xenocyprididae
Gene: malt1
Product: MALT paracaspase 1
Exons: 18
Coding region: 370-2832 (820 amino acids)
Biological process (GO): proteolysis
Molecular function (GO): cysteine-type endopeptidase activity
Source: RefSeq, a predicted model, not a curated record
AACUGGUUAAGAAGUUCUCGGGGCUCAGUCAGUCAUUCCUCAUUAGUGUAGAGGCCUAUACAUUAUGUUUACGAAGUGCCAGUCUCUUUUUUGACUACAAGAACACACUUCCGUUUAAGGACUCUUGAGCUCGGGAGAGACGAACACCUUCCUCUUUGUUAGACAUCAGGAAGUGAUGCGUACACACACGUAUUUUUUGUAAGUUGGAUUUCCCCGCAUCAGUCAGUGCAGCGAAGGAUUAAUGGGAAACAUUUAUAAUGGGAUACAUCAUGUCAGCAUCUGAUCUGCCUGCGGUGCUUUGCUGAACAUUUAAACCUGAGUUCAGCAGAUCAGCCAAUCACAGUUGUGUAUGAGCCGGUAUCCUCAAUCAUGUCAGAUUUGAAUGACAACUCUUUGAACAUAAAUUUCUUGAAAGAAUCUGUGUUAAAGAGGCUUUGUGAGUCUCUUGACAAGGCCAACAAUAAGGGAUGGCGAAAACUGGGGGAGAUUGUGAAAAGUGACAGGCGAUUCAAAGUGAGUCUCAAUGAUAUGGACAUGUGUUCUCUGAAGGCUUUGGAGGCAGAUGGGAGUCCCUCCCGCACCCUGCUCAAACUUAUUGGCGAUCAAGGAUGUAUGUUGGGUGAACUGGUUGAGUUUCUACAGAUCAUGGGUCAUACGGAUGCCCUGCAGUGCCUUAAACCUCCAGGAAUUCAGAUCCUCGUCCAGCCGCAGUCAGUGGCUGUCAUUGCUGGACACAACCUUCGUCUUAGCUGUUGUGCUGUUGGUGCUUCACAUGUGCAGUUCCAGUGGUUUAAGAAAACGGAAGAGGUAUAUAACAGCUCUUCCCCAGACCUGGUGUUCAGCCCAGUCCAGCUCAAAGAUGCAGGGUUUUACAUCUGUAGGGUGAACUGUGGAAGCACAUAUGAGUUCAGUCACUGGGCCCAAGUAGAUGUCCUUGAUGUUCCACCAAGAUAUGGAUUAGUGUCAAUGGCAUUAGAGGGCAGGCCGAGGGUCCUGAUCCAGCCUCAGCCUCAAAGGCUGCUGGUGGGUGAUCUACUCUAUCUGGAGUGUGGAGCUAUUGGCAGACCCCUACCGCAAUAUCAGUGGUACAGAAAUGGAGUGCCGAUCAAAAAAGCCAACAGGAGGAAGUACACUGUCAAGAAUUUGUUGCCAGAGCACGAGGGAAGAUAUCGCUGCGAGAUCUUCUGCAAUAAUGAGCGAACAUGGAGCAAUGAAGUCGAUGUUGUUGUUAUUGAAAAUCCUUGCCAUUCUGAAAUGAAAGAGCCAAGAAUAUCUCUUCAAAUUUCAGGAGCGAUGGAGUGCUCUGAAGAUGACUUUCUGACUGUUGAGAAGGAUUACUGCCUUGAGAAACCUUAUGCUACAGACAAAGUGGCCCUUCUGAUCGGUAACCUUACAUAUCGAAACCACCCACAGCUGAAAGCGCCCAUGGUUGAUGUGUAUGACCUCACUAAUUUGCUGCGGCAGCUGAACUUUAAAGUGGUGUCUCUGCUGGAUCUGACAGAGUCAGAGAUGCGGAACGCCGUGGAGGAAUUCUUGUCCCUGCUUCAUAAGGGAGUUUAUGGUUUGUUGUAUUAUGCUGGACAUGGUUAUGAGAACUUCGGGAACAGCUUCAUGGUGCCUGUGGAUGCCCCAAAUCCAUACCGCUCAGGCAACUGUCUCUGUGUUCAGAGCAUUCUGAAACUGAUGCAGGAGAAGGAGACAGGGCUCAAUGUGUUCCUCCUGGAUAUGUGCAGGAAAAGAAAUGUACAUGAUGACGCCAUGCCAAAUGUCAUGCUCAAAGUUACAGCCAAUAUUGUGUUUGGAUAUGCCACCUGCCAAGAUGCUGAGGCUUUUGAGUUGAGUUCAAGUGGAUUCACCAAUGGAGUCUUUAUCAAAUUCCUGAAGGAGCGCCUCCUAGAGGAUGAGAAGAUAACUGUUCUGCUAGACAGUGUGGCUGAAGAUAUGGGCCAGUUUGACCCCACAAAGGGUAAGCAGGCUCUAGAGAUCCGCAGCAGCCUGUCAGAGAGACGUUCCCUCACCGAUCCCAUCCGCCCCGGGGACUACUCAGAUCCAGCCGAGGCACACAACCUGCUCUGGUCUAAAGCACAUGAACUGCCAGAGAGUAAAAUUCUGGACUUUGACUGUGGAGUUCAGAUAAAAAUGGACUUUGCUGCUGAGUUCUCCAAUGUGCUGGUCAUCUACACCAGCAUUGUGAAAAAGCCAGAGGAGAUGCAGUCAUGCCAGGCACACAUAACUAACCUUCCUCUAGACCUGGAUGUAGACCCUAAGCUGAUGAAUAAGGAAACUGUGGAGGAAACGGGAAGCUUCUUACUUUCAGGCAGUCUUCCUCAGCACUGCCUCUACACCAGACUCAGCUCAGUGCAGAAACUCAAGGAGGAAUUAGCUUUCACUGUCUGCCUACAAGUCCAGUUUAACUCCCUAGAUGACAUGGUCCAGUGGAACAUGGACGUUAACAUCGGCAAGCCGCUCACUGCCAAACUGGAUCUCAACCGGCCCACCAGGAAGAACAGCUGCCAGCUGACGUGUCACAUGCCGCACAGCCCCUCGACCAGCCCCAGCCACAGCCCCGCAUGUGACCGCCGCUUCCACAGCCAGGGCCCCUGCUUCCCCCAGCAGUACGCCAACACCUACCUCAACGUCUGUGAGCCUCUCCAUGGAGCUGUCGGAGGUUUUGAGGACUUUCGAUUGUACGGUGACCAUACAUAUCAAUACGAGAACAUACCAUGCUCACCCUUCCUGAACCCACCGAGCAUUCCCAUUGAGACCACUGAUGACAUUGAUGACAUGCAGAAUGAGUUCAUGAAUAGUUUGCAACUCUAUAACAAUCCUUGAGUACACAGUGCGAAACAGAUAAUUAAAGAGAAAAGUCCACCCAAAAUGAAAAUUCUUGUCCUCCAGCCUUCCCAAGAUAUAUGACUUUCUUUUCUCAGAUGAACACAAGCAAAGAUUUUUAGAAUAAUAAUCUACCUCUGUGAGUUCCAUAGGCAUAAUUUGCGAGUGGGAUGGGUGGGACAUGUCCCCACCACUUUUUGCAAGGGUUGAUAUUGUCCACACUACUUGAAACAUCUUGCUACACGGAUAUACCUAACAGCAAAUGAAACCUAUCCAGUUGAUGUUCAUUUGUGUUAAAUAAGAGGCAUUCGUUGCCAGUGUUAUUAGUGGCGGAGCUUUCUCUUUUUGUUCGUCCACAGUCUUCACACACACAAGCGUGUCAAUCUAUCGCUUAAUGCCAUUGCGGAGACUCUAUUCUUUCCGGUGAAAUCACAAAACAAAAUACACACAAAUGUGUCCCUGCUCUUGAUAUACAAUCAUUAAUGACCAUCUUUGAUUUUAAUGAGGAAAACAAAACUAUACGAAGGCGGAUUAGAACCUCUGACACGCUUAACAAAAGUUCUACCACCAGACCAUUUGGGAAUCCAAAUGCUUAUUGUCGAUCUAUGUAUUUAUUCACAGAAGUGAUUGUUUAUACAGUAGUUAUGUUUUUUAAAUAUUAGUACUUUUCUUACAAAGACCUAUCAUUUCGCUUCAGAAGACUUUGAUUCAGCAACUGGGGUAGUAUAGAUUAUGUCAUGUUCACUUUGUGUGGUUUUUGAAGUGUCAGCUUAGGAGGUCCCGUACACUUGCAUUAAAUGGACUCAAAGAGGUGGAUUAUUUUGAUGAAAAAAAAUAUUAAUUUGUGUUCAUCUGAAGAAAGAAAGCCAUACAUCUGGGAUGGCAUGAGAGUGAGUAAAUGACAGAAUUUUCAUUGUGGGUUUAGUAUGUUAAAAGUGAAGGGUGUCAUUUAAGUUACAAUACUGUCUCAUUUCCCAGCUUAAUGUCCAGACUAUAAAUUAAUUGUGAGUAAUUAAUUGAUAAACUGACUGCAUUAUUUUUGCAUUUGCCUUUAGUGGUGGUAGUGAUGCAAAAAUUAUAUCCCAGGUGGUCAUGUCUAAUUUCCAACAGUUUCCAGUCUUCACCUUCAUGUGACUAACUUAUUAUGGAACCUUCAAAACAUUUUAUCGUAAAGAAAAUAUUGUAGCAUACUGUGACUAUAAGUAUUUAGUGAUGUUAAAUUAUCACGUUAAAAAUCUCAUCAUAUCAUUACAUUUAAACAUGUCUUUUUCAUGUGGAUUUUAAACAGUUAUUUAGAAAAAUAACCUUUAUUUUUAAAUAAAAAGUGCAUGAAUCAAA